Molecule: messenger RNA, 3000 nt
Organism: Bemisia tabaci
Lineage: Eukaryota; Metazoa; Arthropoda; Insecta; Hemiptera; Aleyrodidae
Source: RefSeq, a predicted model, not a curated record
AUUGCGCCUGUGCCGAACGGUGACAUCGAACGGGAAAAUGUCUUUUGCUAAUCGUUUAAUAUGCACGUUUUGAUCGUAAAUAUGCCGAGUCUGUUGAGCCACGCCAAAGCUUGGUCUAAGUCGAUAUUAAUAAGUGACCUUUUUUUCACGAUUUUCCUGUGCGUUUGGGUCUAUUUAUAGCGACUGAAAAAUCGCAUCAGUGUUUCUUGAACCUCGAAAUGAGGCUGGUUGUGGUGAAAAUCUCUUGACGUUAGUGGAAGUUUUGUUUUUUAGUGGUUAAACUGGAGAAAUACGUUUAAAGGUUUUAAGACAAUUUUAACAUCAAGAGGGUGCGUCAGAGCGAGAAAUUUUCGUAGAUGGACUAUUUGCAGCGAGUAAACGAUGUAUUCUGGAGCCCCUCAUUUUGGCUGCCACAAAAUGUGACAUGGGAAGUUUUUGAAAAGUUUGAAAGCAAAGAUGGACUUCGGAUGCCGAGCAUCCAAGAUGUUUACUUCGCCUGGAAAUUAAUUCCUCUCGUACUGUUUGUUAAGUACUUCAUGGAAAAAUGUAUCGCUGCGACGUUUGCUAAGUGGCUCGGGGUCAAAGAAGAGCCACGAGAGAAGCCACCUUCUGUUGAUAUUUUAGAGAGAGAGCACCGUGCUAAUCCUUGGGGGAAAUGGAGUCAUGAGAAAAUUUUGGCGCUUUCCAAAGAACUUGCAUGGACCGAAAUUCAAGUCAGAUCGUGGCUCAAAACUAGAAGAAGAUUCGCACUGCCUACAACAGCGGAAAAAUUCAGCGAGAGCUCUUGGCGAGCCUGUGUUUUCUUGUUCAUUUUCACUUACGGCCUCAGCGUGCAUUGGUCCAAGGAAUGGCUAUGGGAUAUCAAACUUUGCGCCCAAGGCUAUCCACAGCCGGUAACGGACGAUAUAUAUUGGUACUUCAUCAUCUCUCUGGCGAAUUAUUCUGCUUGGAAUUUCUCACAUUUCUGGGACGUGCCAAGAAGGGAUCCAAAAGUUGUAAUUACCCACCAUUUCUCAGCGGUGGUCUUGCUGUCGGGAAUGUGGGUCGCUGGAGCACACAGAGUUGGCCUCCUAGUUUGCUUGACUCAUGAUGUCGGCGAUAUUCUAUUAGAGGCGUGUAAGUGCUCGAAAUACCUUAAUUUACUGAAAGCUAAAGCAUGGUGGUUAUGGAUCUUUGCAUUUUUCAACUGUGGAAUAUGGAUCUUCACGCGGAAUAUCAUUCUUCCUCUGCACAUCAUUCCAAGUAUCUACCAUUACUCUCCAUUCAAUUUACCUCAAACGUUCCCGCUGUCGUGUUUUCACGGAUCAUGCGACAUCAGCGCGUUCAAGUUCACUAUGUGCCACGUUCUCUUCAUUAUGUUAGUGGGCAUGAGCAUUCUCCAUGUGUACUGGACUGGCAUAAUGGUCCGAAUUUCCUAUCUCGGGCUCAUCGUCGGAAAAAUGGAGGACGACACGCGCUCUAUGUCGAGCUGUGAUAAUGAUGAUGAGGAGGAUAAUCAUGAAAAGGGAAUUAAAUUGGACCGAACGAACUGCCCUGUCUAAAAAUAAUGGAAAUUGGUUGCAUUGCAACAUAAAUCGCCGUCCGUAAGUCACUGAACUGGCCAUCCGGAUGUAAGAGCUGACGGAUCGAACAAAUGAGGAGAUGAUAUUAUUGAAGUAAUUAAUGGAGCGACCGGUCAUGUAGAAGAAGUGAGGGGCAUUGAUAAUGAUUGGACUGGACACGCAUCUUGUCGUCGCUUCAUGUUUUACUGGCAAGACAACACGGAAAUGAAGGUCAAGGAGAUAGGUGCGAGUGCGUUUGUCAAUGGUGCGACUAUAAAAUUACGCAUCUCAAUUGCGGAUUUCCAAAAUUUUAGCUCAUUUUCCUAUUUUUUAGCAGAUUUUAUUAAACUAUGGACGCAUGAAUGCUAAUCACUGAAAAAACAAGUUCGGUCGCUCGAACCAAAAUUGGGUGAUCCUUAUCAUCCCAACUAAAUCGGUUUGCAAAACUCAACUUCCAGUUCGUGCAACCCAAUUGUGCGGUAAAGCUAACUAACAAACAAAGAUCGGUCACACGAACCGAAAGUUCAGUUUGAAAAACCGAUAGUUCAGUUUGACAAACCGAAAGUUCAGUUUGGCAAGCCAAAAGUUAAGUUUGACAAACCGAAAAUGAUGUGAAACACCGAACGUUCGGUCCAUACGACCGAUUUUUUUUUUCGGUGAAGAAGUCCGGGCGUUCGCAUAAUUUUUUUCUGGAGUACACGAUGGCCCAAACCUAUGAUGCCGCACUAAGGAAGAACGGCAUAUGGACCUUCAGGAGUUGCCAAAUUUGCCUUCAUAAAACACGAAUUUCCUGGUCAUCUUAUGAAUCUUUUUCUUCCAAUUUUUCAGAUAAGUUUGCUCGCAAUUCCACCGAAACGUCCUGAAAAUUUCAAGGGAAAAUAUUUAUAAUAGUCUGUUCUCAUAUGUACAUCCGUGUGCAACUUUCUGAAAAAAGUUGGUGAGUGGUAUCAAUCUCUUCGUUAUGAUGUCUAGAAUCAGAAUUUGGAUGGUGAUAACCUUGAAAAUCGUGCAGGAAGCGCCUAAAGCCUAAAAACAAAAUGGCGGCCGCUCGGUAGGCCUUAUUUUUGAAAAUUCCGUAUUAUGGCAUGUGAGGUAUCGAUUCCUAUGUUUUUUGGGUCGUAAAAUCCGAAUAUGAUGUUUAAAAUACCCUCCGAUCAAAAAAAAUGUCGCAAAUCCAACAUGGCGGCUGAAAAUACCCACCCGGCGCGAAAAUCGCUGAGUUCUCAUUUGGCCGUCUAGUAAGGCGGCCAAUGAUUGUAUUGUGUGGUCCCAGGUUUCAAAACAGAGUUACAACUCACUGUACGGCCCAUAAAAAAAAACCAAAAUCCAAUAUGGCGGCCAAAAUGGCCGCCGAUCGAAACCUGUAUUUUUGGUAUCGGCGUAUGGCGUCGAGUGGGGUAUCGUUUUUGAUGUAUUUUGGGUCGCACAUUACGAAUAUGAAGUCAAAAAUUACUCUUGG